GGAAGAAGGAGCGCAGUUUGAAGCUGAGUAAUAGUUUAGAAAUAAGGAAAGAGUUUAAAUAAAAUGGGUUCGAAUCGUUUAUUUUCUUAUUAGAGUCUAUUUUUGAACUCAAUAUUUUAUCCUGACUCUGAUUAUCAUUCUCCUCUAACAGACUCACACAGAGCGACUUUAUACCGCUUAAACCAGGUUCUUGGAGCUGCACGAGACUUAAUAAAAGUUCACUCUGGAGUGUAUAGAUAAAGCUUUAUCCUUUAAAGAUGGCGAGCAACGGGCGAGCAGGAUUUCCUAUCAGUGACAGCGACUCCAGUGACUCCAGUGACUCCGAGCAGCUCCCAGUCAUCGAUUUCUCCCAAAAACCAAAGACUUCAGUCUCCACACACUCUGCCACGAGUCGUCCGGUCUCGGCUCGGGCUGCCGGACAAGACGUCCUCACGGUCAGCAGUGACAGCGAGGAAGAAGAGGAGGAAUCGUUCGUUCCUUUGGCUGUCCGAUUAAAACAGAAAGCCGUAGCUAAAAUCACACACGAGAGCCAGAAGUCGUCCCUCACCGGAGGCGUGAAGGAGAAAACCUCGACUGCCCGGAGCGAUAAAGCUGUAAACGACGACCGCGGUCAUGGGAAGGAGACCGUCUCCAUCAGGGACGAGGACGACGGUGGGAUCCGAAGGCGUAAACGCACCCUGGAGGAGAUGGAGGCGAGCAGAGAGGAGGCGCUACGCAGAAAAGCCGAGCGGGAGAAGCAGAACGGAGAGAGGGAGCGGGUGAGGGCUGAGAAGAAAGCGCUGACGGAUGCUGUGAAGGCCAUGAGACCGGACGAGUGCAUCAAGCACGUGGUGGUGGUGGUGGAUCCUGGCCUCCUGCAGCUGGAGGGUGGUGGUGAUCUCCUGACCUCACUUCACACCUUGGGAUGCAGCUGUGCUAUUGAGAAGCAGACGCUGCCCCGGAGUGUGUCCUGGCUCAGACGGACACCGUGUCCUCAGACCGGAGAAGUGCGGUCUGUCCCAGAAUCCCUCGCGGUGCUCCAGGUCCAGCUUGAUGACUUCAUCAGCCUGGUUCACGGUUCCACUCAGGAGAAGAGGGGUGAUACUGGAGCCAGCGACCGUGUCAUGACCCUGACUGCUUGGGUUCUCCGUCUCAUGGCGAGGAACGCAGACAGAACCCUGAGUCUGGCCGUGAUCGACAUCGAGAAAUUCUUUAAGAGUCAGAGCGCUAAGGGGCGGCAAAAGUUUCGAGACGCGGUCCUGGGGGACGAGACGAAGAAGAGGAAGAGGAAAGACCUGGAGCAGCUUCCUGAAGUCUCUCGGGUGGAUGUGGAGGAGGCUUUAGUUGAGCUCCAGCUGCACACGGGGGUCCAAGUGCAUUUUUACUCAACAUGGAAGGACUUCACUAAUUAUGUUACCAUGUCAACCAAGGCAGUAGCUGAAGCACCGUUCAAGCGUGAGCGGGAGAAGACAGGCUUUAGUUUUUGUCUGGAGAGCGAGUGGGCAGGUGGUCAGAAGGUGGAGCGUGCAGGGAAAGGACUUCUGCAGGUCUGGAAGAGGCAGAUCCAGCAGCUGAACCGGGUCAGCGCCGACAUGGCUACGGCCAUCCUCAGCGCUUAUCCCUCACCUCAGCUUCUUACUCAGGCGUACACACGCUGCAAAUCGGACCGAGAAAAAGCGGCUCUGCUGUCGGACAUCCCGAUCCGUCGCGGUGAAGGCGUGACGUCGACAACACGCAGGAUCGGCCCAGAGCUCUCCAAGCGAAUCUACCUUUUAAUGACGUCAUCAGACCCUCAGCAGACGCUGGACUCCAUGGCAUAAAUAUUCCCUGUAAAGAAGCAGGAUCUUUUUUUUUUAUGUUGAAUUGUUUGUGUUCCUUUCAGCGUUUGUUUUAUCUAUUCUCUUUUAUGCAUUUGUUAUUAAAUGUUUUC
Messenger RNA from Clarias gariepinus (North African catfish), 1909 nucleotides. It is a transcript of the gene eme1, whose product is annotated as essential meiotic structure-specific endonuclease 1. The record is from RefSeq and is a predicted model, not a curated record. Gene Ontology annotation, biological process: mitotic intra-S DNA damage checkpoint signaling; replication fork processing; resolution of meiotic recombination intermediates. Gene Ontology annotation, cellular component: Holliday junction resolvase complex; nucleus. NCBI's taxonomy places the organism in Eukaryota, Metazoa, Chordata, Actinopteri, Siluriformes, Clariidae. The coding region runs from base 258 to 1799 and encodes 513 amino acids. Gene Ontology annotation, molecular function: nuclease activity; DNA binding. The transcript is spliced from 10 exons.